Molecule: messenger RNA, 2116 nt
Organism: Culicoides brevitarsis
Lineage: Eukaryota; Metazoa; Arthropoda; Insecta; Diptera; Ceratopogonidae
Product: sphingomyelin phosphodiesterase-like
Exons: 6
Coding region: 35-1894 (619 amino acids)
Biological process (GO): ceramide biosynthetic process; sphingomyelin catabolic process
Cellular component (GO): lysosome
Molecular function (GO): acid sphingomyelin phosphodiesterase activity
Source: RefSeq, a predicted model, not a curated record
AGUCACUCCUGUGCUAAUCAGAGAAAAAAAUUCGAUGUUCACAUCAAUCGUUCUUAUCGCGAUCUGCCUACUUAACAAUGGAUUAGCGGCAGAUCGGAAUUACCGAUAUCGGCAAUUUGAUGAUGAGAUAGAGAAUCUUCGGGAAGAAUUUUACCAAGAGCAUCUCAAAUUCAUGGAAAAUGGCGUUCAUUCAGCGCGUCUCUUGGAACUUUAUGACGAACUAAAACCACCCUCGGAUUUCAUGCGAAUGAAUUUGGAAGACAUUCCCCAACCAAAAAUCGAUUUGGCAUGUUACGGAUGUCGAAUUGCUGCUCCAACACUUUUCAAUUAUCGCCGCGUGUUGCACAUGUCGGACGAGUAUAUCGAAAGAGCUGCCAUCGAUAUUUGCGUCAAUGCGAGAAUUACGUCAAAAGCAGCUUGCGAAGGCCUGAUUCGGAUUAAUUUGGAAUCACUUUUGUUUGUGAUCGAUAAUCAACCGAAGCUGACAGCAAGUACUUUUUGCGCGUUUGCCUUUCAUGGAUCUUGCGGAAGAAUUACCGAACCGGAGUUUUUGUAUCAUAUCACAGUUGAUCCAAAUUAUCCUGUGUGGAAUGAAAGUCAAGUUAGUGUGAAGAAAGAACCAGAAACUUUCAAAAUAGUUCAUAUUACGGAUGUUCAUUACGAUCCGCGAUAUGUGGUUGGAAAUAACGCAAAAUGUGACGAUCCAACAUGUUGCCGCCAAUCUCACGGAAAACCACAAAACGCUGCUGAUGGAGCAGGACGAUGGGGAAGUUACGAUUGCGAUGUUCCAUGGGAGUCUGUUGAAGAUUUAGUUCAACACAUAAAAACUGAACAUUCUGAUGCUGAAAUCAUUUAUUACACAGGCGAUACUGUCGAUCACGGAAUUUGGGAGACAUCAUUCGACUUCAAUGUUGACGUGUUACGCAAAUUUGACGAUUAUAUGGCCUCCGAGUUUAAGGGAAAGCAAGUUUUUCCUAUUUUGGGAAAUCAUGAAGCGCAUCCCGUUGAUAUAUUUUCUCCCGAAGAAAUCACAAAAGAAAGUCUCUCAAUGAAUUAUUUGUACGAAUAUAUCGCGAAAGCAUGGCGUCAAUUCCUUCCCCAAAGCACUGAAUUGACUCUCAAACGCGGCGGUUAUUACACAACUCUCGUUCGUCCUGGAUUUCGUGUCAUCGGACUCAAUAACAACGUUUGUUACAACGUCAAUUGGUGGGUCAUGUAUCACCCGAAAGAGCAUACCGUUCAAUUAAAUUGGCUGCAUGACGUGUUAUUGGCUGCUGAAAAGGCUGGCGAAAAAGUUCACAUCUUGUUGCAUCAACCGCCAGGCGGCACAAGUUGUUAUUACGUGUGGGCACGUGAAUAUCAGAAACUCAUCGAUCGCUUUUAUCACAUCAUCACCGGGCAGUUCAACGGACAUACGCAUCGCGAAGAGUUCAAUGUCUUCUACAAAAGUGACGAUAUCUCGAAAGCCAUCAAUGUGGCAUGGAAUGGAGGCAGUCACGUUACUUACACGAACGUUAAUCCCAAUUAUCGCGUUUAUCACGUCGAUAAAGAGACACUCCAAAUUGUCGAGGCAGUCACCUACUUUUACAACUUAACGGAUGCAAAUCAAGCGAAUUCAGUCCCGCACUGGCAGAAAAUGUAUUCCUUCAAAGAGGAAUAUGGCGUCGAAGAUUUGUCCCCGCGGAGUGUUGAUGCUCUUGUAACUCGUUUUGCCAAAGAAAAAGACUUGCUGAUGAAAUAUUGGGAAUACCGGUACAAAUUAGCUGAGCCAGCAUUAGAAAAUGGCUGCAAUAAAAACUGUUUGAAGGAAAAUUUGUGCACAAUUGUCACGAAUCAAGUGUUUGACGACAGAAAAUGCAACGAGCUCAAAAAAUUAUUCAAUAAGCAUAAUUAGAAUUAAAGGCAAAAAAGAUUGGAAAACAAUUGUUCUAACUUUUCAUGUCAUUUCCAUUCCAUUUGCGAACAGAGAAAAAACGAGGAAAAACAAAACAACAGAAGUUAACAAUUUAAUGUUGUUUGCGUCGUCUACCAUAUUCCAAUGGUCGGUCACAAAACACAAAAAAGUAAAGUACAAACAAUCAAGUCUCAAAACUAAAUAAAUAUCAAAUGAAAUGAA